Messenger RNA from Cuculus canorus (common cuckoo), 649 nucleotides. It is a transcript of the gene AP2S1, whose product is annotated as adaptor related protein complex 2 subunit sigma 1. NCBI's taxonomy places the organism in Eukaryota, Metazoa, Chordata, Aves, Cuculiformes, Cuculidae. Bases 83 to 511 code for a protein of 142 amino acids. Gene Ontology annotation, molecular function: clathrin-cargo adaptor activity. The record is from RefSeq and is a predicted model, not a curated record. Gene Ontology annotation, cellular component: membrane coat; intracellular membrane-bounded organelle; AP-2 adaptor complex. The transcript has 5 exons. Gene Ontology annotation, biological process: intracellular protein transport; clathrin-dependent endocytosis.
GUGCCCCGCGGCGGCAAGUUGGGCGGGGCUUAGGAGAGAGGGGCGGGGGAGGCAGCGCCGAGCGGGGCAGGGAGCGGCCGCCAUGAUCCGCUUUAUCCUGAUCCAGAACCGGGCGGGGAAGACGCGUCUGGCCAAGUGGUAUAUGCAGUUUGACGACGACGAGAAGCAGAAGCUCAUCGAGGAGGUCCACGCCGUCGUCACCGUCCGCGACGCCAAACACACCAACUUCGUGGAGUUCCGUAACUUCAAGAUCAUUUAUCGCCGCUACGCGGGGCUCUACUUCUGCAUCUGCGUGGACGUCACCGACAACAACCUCGCCUACCUGGAGGCCAUCCACAACUUCGUCGAGGUCCUUAAUGAGUAUUUCCACAACGUCUGUGAGCUCGACUUGGUCUUCAAUUUCUACAAGGUGUACACGGUGGUGGAUGAGAUGUUCCUGGCGGGGGAGAUCCGUGAGACGAGCCAGACAAAGGUGCUGAAGCAGCUGCUGAUGCUGCAGUCACUGGAGUGAAUGCGGCCAAACCCCCCACCCCCCUUGGGACCAGGACCCCCCCUCGGGACCAGGACCCCCCCAAAACACCCCCCCGGGGGGCACCAGGGGCUCUCGGUGUCACCUCCCCACACCCAUGUCAUUGUGUCACCCUCCCCC